Molecule: messenger RNA, 4810 nt
Organism: Pipra filicauda (Wire-tailed manakin)
Lineage: Eukaryota; Metazoa; Chordata; Aves; Passeriformes; Pipridae
Gene: PSD
Product: pleckstrin and Sec7 domain containing
Exons: 20
Coding region: 1001-4453 (1150 amino acids)
Biological process (GO): regulation of ARF protein signal transduction
Molecular function (GO): phospholipid binding; protein binding; guanyl-nucleotide exchange factor activity
Source: RefSeq, a predicted model, not a curated record
UGUCCCAGCGGCUCCUGCAGGUGGCUCCCAGCGGCACGGCUCGGCCCGCACACCGGCCCUGGUGCCCCGGCUCCCCAGGCGCACCCGCUCCCCCGGGCGCACCGCCUGUCCCAGUUCCUCAGUUAUCCCAGUUCCCCAGCGCACACCAGAUCCCCAGUGCGCACCAGUUCCCCGUGGCCCCAGCUCCCCGGCGCGCACCUGUGGCUGCAGCCCCGCGGCUCCCCCGGUUCCCCCGUGCACACCGCCUGUCCCAGUUCCUCAGCUGUCCCGUCUCCCCAGCGCACACUAGGUCUCCAGCGUACACCAGCAGCCCCCGUUUCCCGUGGCCCCUGUUCCCGGUGCACAGGGGCUGUCCCCGUUCCCCACGGCCGCUGUUCCCGGUGCACACCGACUGUUCCCUGUUCCCGGUCCACACGGGCUGUCCCGGUGCACACCGGCUGUCCCCGGGCCCCGGGCCCAGCGCACGCCCCAGCCCCGCCGGGCAGGUGGACGCGCAUGCGCAUUGCGGCGGCGCUGUCCGUUCAGCACCACGCGGAGCCGGGACCCGCCGGACCCGCCGCUGCCGGUGCAGCUCUCAGGGUCAGCAUUGCCCUGAGAAACAAUGAACAGCUCUUGGAUCUUGCAGCCUGAAAACCGGUUUCCUGACUCACCACCACAGCAAGUGCGGUGGGGUGCUUAUUCUGACAACCCUCUUUAGCUCUUGAGUUCAGUGCAGCCCUGAUUUUGCCGUCUCAACAGUUAGAGGAGUGCAAGCAAGGUUGUUUGCAGAUGCAGAAAGAGCAUCAGAGACUCUUACUGUAUUGUAGAGGUGUGUGCUGAGACACAGCUUUACACCAUCAGGAUGUCCAGUGAAUCCAGAAACUUAGGACUACAAUGGGCUGCCUGAGGAUGCAUCGCCUCUCAACUCAGACAUCUCAGGGGUACCGGGAACCUGCCUUGCUGUGUCUGUGCCACCCUGCUGGGCUCCAGACCUGACACCUCUGUACCCUCUUCCAGCAGGAUGGCCCAAGUGGGGGGACCUGUCCGCUUCCACCCCGAGGAGGGCUGUGCUGUCUCACCCCCGCCAUUUGCCCACAGGGUGAGCCGGCGGCCCUGGCUGGCGGGGGGGAGCCUCAAGGCUGGGCGGCACAGCCCCCCGCCCUGCCUCACCCCCAACCUCAACGCCGGCCGCCUCCAGCUGCUGCGCAAGGGCCUGGCACCUGAUACCCGCCGCUGCCCCCUUGGCCUGUACGGCAGCACCGGCUCCUUGGCCCGCAGGCCAGCUGAGGCGGCACCCUUUGGCAAUGGGAGCUGCCCGGGCACAGGGCGACUGACUGCUCCUUGCACCCCACGGCGGGGCCGGCCUGGCCCAGCCAUCGCCUCCCUGGGCAGACGCAGCCCACCAGUGGCGGAAACCCCAGAGGGACACAGCUCUGUUGUUACCUUCCGCUUCAUUGAGAAGGCCAGUGUGCGGACCCUGGGGAGCCCGACAACGCCCCAUGUCCGCUGGGAGAAUGGCCCCUACAGCCUCAGCCGCAGCCUGGAGCUCACUGGGGACAUGGGAUCCCCCCAACCCCAGACCUUGCCCCAGGAGCGGCUCCUGCACACACUGAAGUUGGAGGCUUCCGCAUCUGACCCGCUCCUGGCCGGGGACAGGACCCCAGGGGGGACACGUCCCUGUGGGAAGGAGUUCUGUGCCAUCAACACCAGCUGCCUCUGCCGAUCCCUCACCAAUGGGCUGCCAGAGGAGUUCCCUACAUUCUCCAGAAGCCCCCUGAAGCCAGAGCCCCAUUCCCAAGGCAACGCUUGGCUGUACCCCCGGCAGAGCUCGGCCCAUGCCCAGCGCAUUGCCAAGGCCAAGUGGGAAUUCUUCUAUGGCUCCUCAGAUGCCUCAAAGACAGGCUCUUCUGCCCCUGACUCCACGCCCUUGGCUGAGUCCCCCCACAAGUCUGUCUCCCCACUGCCUGCUAAGCCACCAGUGUCAGUACCUGAGCACAGCCUGAGCCACGUGGAAGUGGAGAUAGAAGUGUCUCCUCUGGGCAGCCAGAAGCCUGGCUCCUGUGAGACUGGGAUUAUAAGGAGGACAGUGAAGUACUCCGAGACAGACUUGGACACUGUUCCACUGAGGUGCUAUCGUGAAACCAACAUCGAUGAUAUCCUGGCCGAGAAGGAAGAAGUGGAUUCAGCAAUUGAGAGCCAGAAGGACAGUGAGAGCAACCCAAGCUUUGGGGGCACUCCAGGCAGAAGGAACAGCACACCAGAGGAGCCCCCCACCCCAGGCACUGGCUGCUUGAAGGAUGGGCUGCGGGACAGGGACAUGGAUGAGGACAAUGAGGUGUUUGCAGCAAUGAAGAAGGAGAAUAGAGAAAGGAUCAUGGAUCAAGACACACAGGGUAUGCUCAAGUCUCCAGUGCCCUUCCUACUAGGGCACAGCCUCUCCAAGGAUGGCAUGGACUCUUUCAGCAAGCAUUUUGAGACCAUUAUGGAGUCCCAUCGAGCCAAAGGCACAUCUUACACCAGCCUGGACUCCAUUGACAUCCUUUCCUCCCCGGCCCGCACCCAUGGGACCUUUUUCACUUUUGACCUCCCAACUCUCACCCCAGAAAUACAGGGACAAAUCCGAGACAGCGCCAAGCUGAUUGAGGAGAACUUUGCUCCUCUGGCUCAUUUGGAGCCAGACUCUGGGACCAGUUCAGCCACGGAUGCCCCCUGGACAGAGAGGGAGGAGGAGCGGGGGAGAAGACGGAAGGGUGCUCGGCACAGCCCUUGCCACUCAGUGGACAGCUUUGGUACUCCCUUGGCCUCCAACACAAGUGACCACCCCCAGAGCCAGCUGGUUUCAGACUCGGAGUCGGAGAUGGACAGCGUGGAGCAUCUGGUCCUGGGCAGCACGGACACCCUUUCCAAUGGGCACAAGGCUGACCUGGAGGCCGCCAAACGCCUGGCCAAGAGGCUCUACAACCUGGAUGGCUUUAAAAAAGCAGAUGUGGCUCGCCACUUGGGGAAGAAGUACGUCAAUGAGUUCAGCAGGAUGGUGGCAGGGGAAUAUCUGAAGUUCUUCGUGUUCACGGGGAUGAGCCUGGACCAGGCUCUCAGGUCCUUUCUAAAAGAGCUGGCCUUGAUGGGAGAGACGCAAGAGCGAGAGCGAGUGCUGGCUCAUUUUUCGCAGCGCUAUUAUGAGUGUAAUCCCAAUGCCAUCCCUUCAGAAGAUGGAGCCCACACCCUCACCUGUGCCCUGAUGCUGUUAAACACAGAUCUGCAUGGACAUAAUAUUGGGAAGAGAAUGUCCUGCUCUGACUUCAUUGGCAACUUGGAGGGACUCAAUGGAGGCACUGACUUCCCCAAGGAUUUGCUCAAGCCUAGAAGCCCAGAGCACGUCACAGAUGUUAAUGAAUUAAGCCUGACAAUGCAGUCGAGUCCUCGGGGGAGGAAGGUAGGAUGGGCCCCCACCUUCCAGCUUGGAGGCACAACAGCAGGGCUCAGACGCUCAGAGUGCUGGGCACUGUACGGCUCCAUCAAGAACGAGAAGCUGCAGUGGGCCAUAGAUGAGGAGGAGCUGAGAAAGUCCCUCUCGGAACUGGCAGACCCCAACCCAAAAUCCAUCAAGCGCAUCAGCAGCUGCAGUAACCCCUUUCUGGACUUCUCCCAGGACUCCAGCAUUGCCACCUACAAGCACGGGCUGUUAGUCCGCAAGAUCCAUGCUGAUCCUGACUGCAAGAAAACACCCCGAGGGAAGCGAGGCUGGAAGCCCUUCCAUGCCAUCCUGAAGGGGAUGAUUCUCUACCUGCAGAAGGAGGAGUAUAAGCCAGGGAAGGCGCUGGCAGAAGAGGAGCUGAAGAAUGCUAUUAGCAUCCACCAUUCGCUUGCCACGCGGGCGUCUGACUACAGCAAGCGACCCAAUGUCUUCUACCUCAGGACAGCUGACUGGAGAGUCUUCCUCUUCCAAGCACAGAACCCGGAACAGAUGCACUCGUGGAUCACACGCAUCAAUGUGGUGGCAGCCAUGUUCUCUGCGCCCCCUUUCCCCGCAGCCAUCGGCUCCCAGAAGAAGUUCAGCCGCCCGCUGCUGCCCAGCUCGUGCACCAGGCUGUCCCAGGAGGAGCAGGUGAAGAACCACGAGACCAAGUUCAAGACAAUGUCAGCAGAGCUGCUGGAGCAUCGCUCCUCACUGCCUGAGAAGAAGGUGAAGGGCAAGGAGUAUGAGGAGCUAAAGCAGAAGGAAGAGUACCUGGAGUUCGAGAAAUCCCGCUAUGGCACCUACGCCAUGCUGCUGCGGGCCAAGCUGAAGGCUGGCUCCGAGGACCUGGCAGCAUUUGAGUCCACCCUGUUUGACACAGCGGGUGGGGAGGAUGAUGGCCUGAAAAAGUCCCGCUCCAGCCCCUCGCUCAACGCAGAGCCCUCCAGCACGGCCACCAAGGUGAAGCGCAAUAUCUCAGAGCGCACUGGCCGCCCCAGCCACCCCCAGAAGUCCUAAGGGAGGGGCAUCAGCCGCCUGCGCUGCAGCUCCAUUCCUGCCCCCCCAGCAGGGGGGUGGAGGCCGUGUGCCCGCCGAGACCCUGCAUGUGUCCGUCUGUUUGCGGCACAAGCUAGAGGGGGUGACAGCCCUUCUGCAGCCGCCAGCACCAGCCAUGCAGGGCCACGGCCCAUCCACCGGAGAUGAUGGCAGAGCAGGACAGUCCCUGGUCCUUGCCUGCAGGAGCUGCCCGCACCAUCGGCCCCAUCAGACUUGUUCCUGCCCCUCCUUGUCCUGCAUUUGGCUGCAGGACCUACUCUUCUGCCCCGGGAAAGGGGAACAACUGAAACCCUCCUACUGGCCUCAAUUCUUCAAUGG